Epinephelus fuscoguttatus (brown-marbled grouper) is the source of this 3973-nucleotide messenger RNA. It is a transcript of the gene fbxo4, whose product is annotated as F-box protein 4. The record is from RefSeq and is a predicted model, not a curated record. Gene Ontology annotation, biological process: protein polyubiquitination; SCF-dependent proteasomal ubiquitin-dependent protein catabolic process. The coding region runs from base 142 to 1368 and encodes 408 amino acids. The transcript is spliced from 7 exons. Gene Ontology annotation, cellular component: SCF ubiquitin ligase complex. NCBI's taxonomy places the organism in Eukaryota, Metazoa, Chordata, Actinopteri, Perciformes, Serranidae. Gene Ontology annotation, molecular function: protein binding.
AACUACAAUACCCAUGAUGCCCCGCUGUCGCCAGCAACGAGGAAAUGUGAAAGGUGAAACGUCAAAUCUGUUGCCAUGUCUCGGGGUCUAUGUCACUGUGUUUAACUAGCUGUUGGCAUAUUAGCACCCACAUAAGAAGUCAUGGCAGGAACAAUGCAGCAGGUUAAUGAGUCAGUGGUGAUACGGAGCCUCAGAAGGUUCAGAGACAGAUACUUCCCGAAUACUGGUAAAGUUAAAGACGAUUUGACGCCUGUUGAAAACACUGGAGAAGAGAGGCAGCCGGGAUUUCUGGAUAUAUUACCAGUGGACAUACAGUUCCUGAUCAUGACCUUUUUGUCUCCUGCCGAUAUCUGCUGCCUGGGAGCCACCAGUCGCUACUGGAGGGCCAUGGUCAGAGACCCGUUACUGUGGAAGUACUUCCUGCUCAGGGACAUGCCAUACUGGCCCUCCAUCGAUCACGUCAGCAUGCCCCAACUUGAGCUGUUGGAUGCACCAUUAAUCAAUGAAGACGAAAGCCUGGAUGAUAGAGAAGAAGGGGAUGACAAAGGGGUGGAAUCGAAAUGCGACUACAUGUCAGAAUACCUGAAAGGCUGCCCGUCCUGCAGACAGCAGUGGCUUCCUUCACGGCCAGCAUAUGAGGUCGUGACCUCGUUUCUUCAGUCUCUUGUGCUCGCAUCUGAACCACGGUAUGCCAUGUUCGGCCCUGGCAUGGAGCAGCUGGAUGUGUCUUUAGUCACGAGGCUCAUGCAUGCCCCAGAUGUGCUUCCUGUGGCGGGCACUCCGCACAGACAGAUAAAUGGUAUCGGCUCAGGGAUCAGUUACAUGUUCAACAACCAACACAAAUUUAAUAUUCUCACUCUGUAUUCGACCAAUAGGGCAGAGAGGGAAAGAGCCAGGGCGCAGCAGCAGAGCAUCAGUAAUAAACUUUUUACCAUUGAAGGAACAGAUGAGUCAGGCUGUCCGAUCUACAGCCCUGCUCCUCAGGUCCAGCAGGUGUGCCAGGUGGUGGAUGGUUUCAUCUAUGUAGCCAAUGCAGAGCCUGGAAGAGGUGAAGGGGAAUCUGAGGUGGCUCAGAUUCGGGCUGUGCUGAGCUCUGCGGGCGGUUUGGCAUCCAGGCCUCUGCUGGUGCUCUCCUGUGUCUCCAGAGAAGAACCAGAAGAGGUCACAACAACCAGGCUGCAAACUGUUAGCAGCAGAAUUAGAGCCAGGUGUCGAACUCCCUGUGUCUACAUGGCAAAGAGACUUGGCCUACCCCAGCUGGCUAACCCCUGGAUGGUGCAGGAUACAGUAGCAGAAUCUCUGUCAGGUCUUCUGGAUGGCAUUUCUUGGUUGCUGAAAUGUUCUGGAGUCAAACUCCACGGCAGCUAGUUAUCUAACUUCUGCCGCUGCUGCCAGAUGAAUGAAAACCGCAGACCUCACUGCUGCGUCAUCCUGACACCAAGACACACUACGGCAUUUCCUGCGUAAUGUAUACCACAUGUGUGCAAUGUCUCACCGUUGGAGCAAAGCCUUUGGGAUUUAAUGACUUGGAUCAGCUGCAGCAUUGAUGGGUUUCUCGCAACAGUUGUGAAUGAAGGAACACGCAGAUAAACAGACUCGGGUGCAGAUGUAGAAAAACAAAAUGAGAAAAGUGGUAAAAGCCACACGUGAAAACAAUCAGUGACUCAAUUUAUUGCCAACUUACUGAUCUUAAAUGCUUUUUAUAUGUAAUGAGUAUAUGCUGCUUUGAUUUAUAUGCCGUAUGAUGACACAUGUUUACAAGUGGUGAGCUGCUAACUAAUCAGGUGUCCCGCUGUGUGGUUUAAAAUGGGAUGGAGACAUAUUUAAAUGUUUUAUUAAGGGAUUAACCUCUGCAAAAGUCAGCUUAUAUAACUUUCAGAUAAAAAAACAACAGCCUCCUGAUCAGAACUUUAAACUGCAAAGAUAUGACUAAACCAGCAACAUUAUAAUACAAGCAAAUGAAUGUAUUAUUUUACUUUUAUGCUCUGGCAGUUAAGAAAUGCUGCCUUUUCAGAAGUGCUGGAUGGUCCUCUGAUUUCAAACGCUGACAUCUUUUAUUUGCUGCUCAAUGACUUUGUUCUACAAGUGGUUUCAGAGCGACAGGUUUUUCUUGUGUUGGAUGAGUCACACUCUCAGGCUCGAAGAACACUGACGACUCACUACUAAAUGUCUGUUAAAUUACCAGCAAAUCACUGUUAAGUAAUCACGUAAAAACGACUCUAUGUAUGUGUGAGUCACGAUUUCUGUCUUCACCUUUUCCUCCUUUCUUCUUCUUCUUUGCAUCGCACGCACAUACGCACAAGUUUAAAAUCUUGCGAGCAGCGGAUGGUAUUUCCUUUACCUUCCGUUCCUUUCCUCUGAGGUCGAUCCUGGCAUGAAAAGCUGAAUCCACAUCUGUAUGACAUGACGGCAAGCAUGGAAGAACAGCCUGCUUCGACAACCAGGGAGCGCUGCCAGUAGCUGUGUGAGUUAGUGCUUGGCUGCAGAGAGCUCUGCCUUUGAUUUUUUUAUUUUAUUUGAUUUUAUAUAUUCAACUAGGAAGUUACAUUUAGGUUAAAACCUCUUUAACAAGGGAGACCUAGCUCAGACAGGGUCAAACAUGCAGCAGGACAAGAACAUCAAAUCACAGUAGCAACAGUAGGUACAGCAAAAAAUGCAUUACAUAAUACGGUGCAUUCGAAACAUAGCAACAUUUAAUCAUGUGUUUGAUGGUUAACAGCAGCACCUGUAUCUAGCAGUGACCACUUUUACACUGUGAAGAAGCUGAAUAGGAAAAUCCUGACACAUAAGAAUAUAUUUAAUCCACAGCAACCUUCUGGAAGCCAAGUAUAUAGACGCAGUUUUCAAAUCAUCCCAGCAGGAGUACAGGUUUUAUUUAAAGCUGCCUACUGUAGAUAAUUCAGGACCUAAGCUGACCUGUCUGUCAGGCAGGCAUGAAAAAUCAAAAAUACCUUCUGUAAUAUAAUAAUGGAGGUACAACCCCACACGCAAACACUCCCGGUUAGUUGUGGCUUCAUUUCUGCGUUUGCUUGUGAUGAUUUUCUAAAACAGAAUUCCAGUGCAAUUACAGCACUUAAAUGAUCCCAUAUCUCCCUUUAAUGUGUUUAAGUUGUGUUUAUCCACUGAAAAUGACCACCUGUUUCAUAUUCAGUGUCCCCGGCAGCAGUGUUCACAUGCUACUAAUGGCAGGAUGUGGGGCCUGACAAGAUAAUGUGCCUCGCUGCUGCUCUUUUGUUCUGCUCCCCUAGGUAACCUCAAGUCUUUGGUAAAAGUAUGUUCCACUCCCCCCCACCCCCACCCCCCACAGUAGUCCUUCCAUCAAAAGGCUCUUUUGUCUCAACAAUCAUUUUCAUAGACAUACAGAUUUAGAAUAGGACCAUGAUUGGUGCAAUUAAGGUGCAUUAAGCUGAGCUGAAUACUGGUGAAGCGGAGAUUGAUUCUUUUUUUUUCCCCAUUGAAAUUUACAGGGAAAUGAUGGAGGAGCUGGCUGCGGUGUGUGUGUGUGUGUGUGUGUGUGUGUGUGUGUGUGUGUGUGUGUGUGUGUGUGUGUGUGUGUGUGUGUUUGAGAGAGAGAGAAUCUGACUUUUAUCUCUGCUCAUCUCUGCUCUCUGUAAACAGGAUGUCUAUCUCUUCGGUCAUCAGUCCACAGUUAUUUACCUAUACUGUAAGUUUGUGUGUAUAUGUGCAUGCAUGCUCAUGUUCACACGGUUGACCAUAUUAGAAAAAAAUAGCAUGUAAACCAUGGGAACCUGUUUUUAGGGCAGAUAUGCAGGGAAUACUGCUUAAUCCUUUGUUAUUACUCUAUGAUCCUGCCGGAGCCAAAAAGAUUUGCUGAACAAGGAUUGCUGCCUCUGUCAGCGUGUAUGAAUAUGUACGAUGUUUGAAUGAAUGAAUGAAAUGAAUGAAGAUGAGCUGCUUUAAUGUGAAUGCAGACUAAAGAAAAAUAAACAGCAAUAAAGUUAUUGAGAGUUCG